AUGACCAAGGCUCUUCUUGCAUUUGUCUGGAUUGCAGGCCCUUUGUCAGGUGCUCUUGUUCAGCCCUAUGUCGGCAUUCGCAGUGACAAUUGUCGCAUCUCUUGGGGCAAGAGGAAGCCUUUCAUGAUUGCUGGUGGGCUUGCAACCAUCAUUUCUCUUCUGCUCCUUGCCUGGAUCCGAGAGAUCGUGGGCGGAUUCUUGGGACUCUUUGGUGUUGCAAGGAAUUCUCCGGGAGCCACGGGCACGAUUAUAUUCUUUGCGACCAUCUCAAUGUACGUUCUCGACUUCUCCAUCAACACAGUCCAAGCCGGCAUCAGAGCGUUCAUCGUUGACAACGCGCCGGCCCACCAACAGGAAUCUGCCAAUGCUUGGGCCUCAAGGAUUGUUGGCAUAGGCAACGUGCUGGGAUAUGUCUUCGGUUACAUCAACCUGCCUCGCUAUUUUCCUUUCUUUGGACACACUCAGUUCAAGGUCCUAUGUGUGAUCGCUAGUAUAUCCCUUGGGUCGACUCUGUUGAUUAGUUGUCUUGCCAUCAAGGAGCGAGAUCCAAGACUUGAAGGGCCACCAGAAAACGAUAAUCCAGGCGUCUUAGCUUUCUUCAAGCAAGUCUUCAACAGCGUGAAGAGGUUGCCACCGCAGAUCCGCAAAGUCUGCGAAGUGCAAUUCUUCAGCUGGAUUGGCUGGUUUCCCUUCCUUUUCUACAUCACCACCUACAUCGGACAAAUCUACGUCAACCCAUUCUUGCUGCCAGACCUGUCAGAAGACGAUAUUGACAGACUCUGGGAGAAGGCGACGCGAGUUGGGACACUUGCGCUCCUCAUUUACGCUAUCGUCUCACUACUUGCAAAUGUCAUCCUGCCGUUCCUGGUCGAGCCAACCUAUGUUGCCAAACAGCCGGUUGAUAAAGCCGAGAGCAUAAGAGAACCCAUAUCACCAACUCUUUCUCAUCGCUCAAGAACAUCAUCCCUGGGUGCUAUUCCCUUCUCAGCAUCAACGACGAACCUAGGCUCCUAUCCUCCAUCCAGUCCAGAUGAUACUCAACUCUCAACGUCUCGCACCUUCAUCUCGCGCUACCUCUCCAAACUUCGAAUACCUCAUCUCACCCUCCGCCGAACCUGGAUCCUCUCCCAACUCUUCUUCGCCAUAUGCAUGUUCGCAUCCUUCUUCAUUUCCAGCCCCCUUGCCGCAAUAAUCAUGACAGCCUUCGUCGGCAUCUCAUGGUCCGUCACCCUAUGGGUCCCCUUCGCGCUCAUCUCAGCCGAGGUAGCGCAGCAGGAAGAAUCGCGACGCGAGAAGCUGCGUCAGACUCGCCGAAGAAUCGGACGCCAAGCGCGACAGGAGAGAAGUAUGCGAAGGACUGACAUGGCAGACGGCCAAAGCACACCUUCGCUUAACGAAACAAUAAAUACCGAUACCGACGACGACGACGUCGAUGAUACCAACGGCAGCGCCUCUAAAUCCAACCACGCCUUCCUCCAUCCCGAAGAAGCAGACCUCGACUCUCUCCCCACAGAAGAUAUCCUCUCGGAGGCAGAAGAGGGAGAACAACACCAAGACCAAGCCGGCAUGAUCCUUGGUCUUCAUAAUGUCGCCAUCAGCACACCGCAGAUCUUGGCGACGCUCAUCAGUAGCGUCGUGUUCCGCGUGCUGCAGAAGGAGAGGAGUGUGCCCGGUGACACAAGCGUGGGGUGGGUGUUGAGGAUUGGUGGGGUGGCGGCAUUGAUUGCAGCUUGGUGGGCUCGGGGGUUGGGUGAGGGAGGUAGUUAA
Endocarpon pusillum Z07020 is the source of this 1767-nucleotide messenger RNA. RefSeq lists its product as uncharacterized. The transcript has a single exon. The record is from RefSeq and is a predicted model, not a curated record. The coding region runs from base 1 to 1767 and encodes 588 amino acids. Gene Ontology annotation, molecular function: sucrose:proton symporter activity. Gene Ontology annotation, cellular component: membrane. NCBI's taxonomy places the organism in Eukaryota, Fungi, Ascomycota, Eurotiomycetes, Verrucariales, Verrucariaceae.